AUAAUAAUUCACAAUAAAAAUCAUAAUAACUUUGUGUUUAAUAAGCGAUUGAUUGGAUUAAGUGAUGCCUUUGGCUAAUCUGGUGGUGCCCUGGAGUCAGACCAAUAAGGAUAAUGAGGUCAUAUCUGCGACCCCCAGUCCCGAAGAGGUGCCCUCACAGGUGACCGCCGCUGACGGACAUCACAUCGAAGACGAUAAU
Medioppia subpectinata is the source of this 199-nucleotide messenger RNA. The record is from the annotation of a GenBank genome assembly. NCBI's taxonomy places the organism in Eukaryota, Metazoa, Arthropoda, Arachnida, Sarcoptiformes, Oppiidae.